Sycon ciliatum is the source of this 1805-nucleotide messenger RNA. Its product is annotated as secreted frizzled-related protein 3-like. The coding region runs from base 47 to 1171 and encodes 374 amino acids. The transcript is spliced from 2 exons. Lineage: Eukaryota; Metazoa; Porifera; Calcarea; Leucosolenida; Sycettidae. The record is from RefSeq and is a predicted model, not a curated record. Gene Ontology annotation, cellular component: plasma membrane. Gene Ontology annotation, biological process: non-canonical Wnt signaling pathway; canonical Wnt signaling pathway. Gene Ontology annotation, molecular function: Wnt-protein binding; Wnt receptor activity.
CGUAUCAGAUUCAAGAGUUUCUUCAGCAGUAUUUUCCUCAUCAACCAUGGCUGUUUCUUGCUCACUUCCCUGUUUGAUGGUCUGCUUCUUGUGUGUGUUGGCCUGCACACGGUUUGUGCAGGGUCAAACUGGAGAGAAUGGCUGUGCCUCACCUGUGUUAGAGCAAUACAGGCACCGUUACACUCUGAAUGGUCGCCAUCACUGCAAGGCUCUGGUGGAGAACAGGUGUGCCAAAUAUGGCUAUGCGCACACCACUGAACGCAACUUUCUCAACCACGAAUCGCAGCGAGAGGCCAGCAAACAGCUGCACAACUUCGACCAGUUGAUUGCCAGCAACUGCAGUGCUGAACUGGAGUUUCUGUUGUGCACUUUCCACUUUCCAAUCUGCUUGGCCCAGCUCAACGACCCUGUGCAGCCAUGUCGGGCCAUGUGCGAGCGUGUCCGCGACGGUUGUGCGCCUUUGCUGCAGCGGCAGGGAUACAGCUGGCCCUCUGCGCUGGCCUGUGAUCGCCUAUUGGACCGGUCAGCCGUGUGUGACGGGCGCCCCGAGGUAUGCGUCAACAAAGUCGGUCCAAUUGCGUCCACACCAAACAGCCCUAACUCUCAAGAAAAUGGCGAUGUUGUGCCGCCAACCCAGAUCACCGCAACUUACCCGUCUAGUCCCAGCAAAGCCAAAGCAGACACACCACGGGGAGCAGAAACAAGUGUAGAGGUGGUCUCACCACGUCCUCUUCUUCCACCCGUGCUGGAGACAACAAACAUCAGUUGCGAGGCGCGAUGCUCCGGCGUGCGGAUUUCCAAGAGACAGCCCAGCCGAACGCAGUGGGCUAUCAUUGGCAAAGUCAAGAGUGUCUCUCCGCUACCGUCUGGCAAGAUCUCCUACCAGAUCAAGAUCUUCAAACCUCUGAGAGUGACCACGUCCGACGUCCAAGUUCUCAAUCAACUCAACAAGGGCUCAAUUGUUCGUGUCACCGUCAAGGCCAAGAAGUCCACCGGCUGCGCAUGUCCGCAGCUGAAGCGGCGGCGACGCUACAUCCUGACCGGACGUAUUGGCGACAGCCACGACCUGCGCAUGCGCCAGGGAGAUGCUGCAGUGCUGUACCAGGGACGGCGGCACAAUCUGAGAAAGAUCUUACCAAAGUGGCUGCGAUACUGGAUGGGUAUCCAUUAGGUAUCACCUCCACUCUGUAUCCAUGGCAAUCAUGGCGAAAGAACACGCAACAUGAAGAUCGAUUCUACUAUUUAUAGAGCUCAUUGGUGCAAUAAUUUAAGGCGACAGCUUAACAAUAACGACGAACUGGCCGCUAAAGCUUGUCAAUUUCACGUUAAGGCAAUUGUGUCGUGAGGUUGAAUUUGAAGAUGCCAUUAAAACACGAAUGUUUGGUCAUUAUGACUUGAGGGGAUUGUUGACAUUUUAAACGCGAACAUUAUUAUUCUGAAGACGCAUACACACUACAAACAGAUCCAUCAAGAGACUACUUUCCUCAACUAUCGAUUGAAUUCUUCAUUCAUAAUUCGUAAGCCCGCUUAAAACGUCCUUGUUCCGCUGAUCUGUAACUUGACUUUUUAGUUUUCAUGUGAAUAUAAAAUUAAUGGCAUAAAUGAGUCACGUGCAUAGCACACGUUAAUCACUUUCUGAAAUUGCUUUAUCUCUACUUCAACGAGGCAUGGGACCAAAUCUGCUCUAAGUCCUUUCCCUUGACCUUUUUCACUUCCCUUUCAUCCCAUCCACCCUUCCGGGAAACUCCCCUGAUAAAUAUCCAUUUACUUUGGGAGAAUCCUUCAAAUAAAGUCUGAACAAAAGA